GCCGUGAACAUGACAAAUAAAAAACAAAGGGCGGGAAAAGAGAGAAGGGGCACAUUGAAGAGGAGCUCUGCGCAGCGACAACAAAGGUAGAAAAUAAGAAACGCAGACAAGCCGGCUUUGCCCGGUAAUUCUAGUUCCGGCAAAUGGCAGGUGGUGGUGGCGGUUCGAUUAUGGUACUGAACGUGGCGGAGAAGCCAUCAGUGGCGAAAGCCGUAUCAGGGAUCCUAUCAAGGAAUCAGGGCCUGCGUGUGCGAGAAGGCCGGUCUCGUUACAACAAGAUCUUCGAGUUCGAUUACACUAUCCGUGGGCAACGAUGUCGCAUGCUGUUCACUUCCGUGACCGGCCACCUCAUGGAACUCGAAUUCGAAGAUCGCUAUCGCAAGUGGCAUUCCUGCGACCCCGCCGACCUCUACCACGCCCCUGUCCGCAAGUUCGUCCCUCAGGACAAGUUGGAUAUCAAGAAAACAUUGGAGGAGGAAGCUAGAAAGUGCCAGUGGCUUGUCUUGUGGCUUGAUUGUGAUAGAGAAGGUGAAAAUAUAUCGUUUGAAGUGGUAGAGACAUGCACUGCUGUGAAUCGCUCUCUUAAUGUGUGGAGGGCUAGAUUCUCUGCUUUGAUAGACAGGGAGAUCCAUGAAUCUGUUCAAACUCUUGUCCGACCCAAUCAGUUGUUUUCAGAUGCAGUGGAUGUUAGGCAGGAAAUUGACCUCCGGAUCGGUGCCUCUUUCACAAGGUUUCAGACCAUGCUGUUGAAAGAUGCAUUUACCAUUGACGUUGCAACAGAUGAAAGGAGUCUUGUUCUAAGUUAUGGCCCAUGUCAGUUCCCAACACUUGGGUUUGUUGUUGAACGGUAUUGGGAGAUCCAGUCGCAUGAGCCUGAAGAGUUCUGGACAAUCAACUGUUCUCAUUCCUCCGACGAAGGCAUUGCUACUUUCAAUUGGAUGCGUGGGCAUCUUUUUGAUUACACAUGUGCUGUUAUAAUAUAUGAGAUGUGUGUUCUGGAACCCACUGCAACUGUAACGAAAGUUAGACAUCAGGAGAGGCUGAAAUAUCCUCCACACCCUUUGAAUACUAUUGAGCUUGAGAAACGUGCAUCAUGGUACUUCAGGAUGAGUUCUGAACAUACUAUGAAGGUGAGUUUGGCAUUUCUGAUUCUCUUGAGCUCUCUAGUCCUGUUCUCAUGCCUUUCCUUUUCUAUUUAA
Messenger RNA from Macadamia integrifolia, 1199 nucleotides. RefSeq names its product DNA topoisomerase 3-alpha-like. NCBI's taxonomy places the organism in Eukaryota, Viridiplantae, Streptophyta, Magnoliopsida, Proteales, Proteaceae. Gene Ontology annotation, biological process: DNA topological change. Gene Ontology annotation, molecular function: DNA topoisomerase type I (single strand cut, ATP-independent) activity; DNA binding. The record is from RefSeq and is a predicted model, not a curated record. Gene Ontology annotation, cellular component: nucleus. The transcript has 7 exons. The coding region runs from base 144 to 1199 and encodes 351 amino acids.